Messenger RNA from Haliaeetus leucocephalus (bald eagle), 876 nucleotides. Its product is annotated as zinc finger and SCAN domain-containing protein 20-like. The record is from RefSeq and is a predicted model, not a curated record. Gene Ontology annotation, molecular function: RNA polymerase II cis-regulatory region sequence-specific DNA binding; DNA-binding transcription factor activity, RNA polymerase II-specific. Bases 1 to 876 code for a protein of 291 amino acids. Gene Ontology annotation, biological process: regulation of transcription by RNA polymerase II. Lineage: Eukaryota; Metazoa; Chordata; Aves; Accipitriformes; Accipitridae. The transcript is spliced from 2 exons.
AUGCCAGUGAGUCAGGACGGUGAGGACACCGGCAGUGCUGAUUUGAAGUCACCGUGCCAACACCGAGCAGAUGCUACCAGUGCCAAAUUGACACCAGGCAGUCAGGACAGGGCAGGCACUGGCAGUGCCAAAAUGAUGCUGCGGUGUUGGGCUGAUGCUGGCAGUGCCAACUGGGGGCUGCAAUGCCAGGAUGACAGUGCCAAACUGAUGCCAGCAUGCCAGGGCUGGGAAGACACCAACAGUGCCAUUUUGGGGACACACCACCAGAACCAGGCAGACACCGGCAGCUCCAAACUGAUACCAGGGUGCCAGGAUGAAGCAGCCAUCAGCAGUGCCAGUUUGGGGACACAAUGCCAGGACACGGCAGAUGCUGGCAGCACCAAAUCAGCCCCACAGAACCAACCCGAGGAGGAUGCCACCAAGCCUAGCCGGCACAACGGUGAGGCCAUGGCAGUGAGCGCCCGUCCCUUUCGGUGCGGGGCAUGUGGGAAGCGGUUCGGGGCAAGCGCCGCGCUGAUGCGGCACCAGGCACUGCACGGAGCCGAGCGCCCCUUCUCCUGUGCCGAGUGCGGCCGCAGCUUCUGCGACCGGGCGGCGCUGGCAACGCACCGGCGAGGGCACACAGGCGAGCGCCCCUUCGCCUGCGCCGAGUGCGGCAAAGCCUUUGCCGGCAGCGCAGGGCUCCUGGUACACCAGCGGGUGCACACGGGCGAGCGUCCCUUUGCCUGCGCCGAGUGCGGGCAGCGCUUCCGGCAGAACCCACACCAGCGAGCGGCCCCACGCCUGCGGCGACUGCGGGCGCCGCUUCCGCCAGCGGGCUCACCUGGCCCGGCACCGCCUGGCACACACGGGCGAGCGCCCCUUCCCCUGCAGUGA